Messenger RNA from Cynoglossus semilaevis (tongue sole), 5633 nucleotides. Its product is annotated as alpha-1,3-mannosyl-glycoprotein 4-beta-N-acetylglucosaminyltransferase C-like. Gene Ontology annotation, biological process: protein N-linked glycosylation. Lineage: Eukaryota; Metazoa; Chordata; Actinopteri; Pleuronectiformes; Cynoglossidae. The transcript has 6 exons. Gene Ontology annotation, molecular function: acetylglucosaminyltransferase activity. The coding region runs from base 3336 to 4751 and encodes 471 amino acids. The record is from RefSeq and is a predicted model, not a curated record.
UGUAUGUAUAUAUAUAUAUAUAUACAUACAUACAUACAUGCAUACAUACACACUCACACAUAUAUAUGUAUAUAUCAUGUACUUAAACAUGGACCUCAACUAGUUCAAUAUUCCAGGUCAACAGGUCAUCUGCUGUAGUUACAGGCAGGUUUUCAUAGGGUCAAGUCAGACUUAGAUGUAGGAAGCUGAUUCAUUAUUCAUCAAUUCAACCUUUGCAGACCCUUAGGGACAGUAAAGAAAAUAUUACUAAACAAAGAACAAGGGAUAAGAACACAUGCCGGUGUAAGAUCAAAACAGAGUAAUGAUUGAUGCUCGGGACUGGAAGAAAAGACUGUAUCUACAAACACACGUCAUGUUGCGUGCACAUAUAAUAUGGGUGUGUUCGUUAUACAACUGCAGAGUUUGCACGGGUCAAACAAAAAAAAGGAAAAGUGUGAUGGACGAGGCCUUUGUUAUCCCUUAUUUCUUUAUACUCCAGCUGGUUCACCAUUAAAUCAAGCUCAUAAUAAGGUGAAACAGGUGAAGUCCAUUUAAAAUUAUAAUAACUUUAAAUAUAUAAAUUAAGGAAAUAUAUAAAAAACAAGAUGUUGAUACAAAAUUAGAAAUAUGACAAAAAUGUGCCUUGUUAGCAAUAAAACGUUAGGAAUUAGCAAUUAAGACCUGAAUUAGUAUUUCCAAGUAAAGUGUACAGAAAGUACUGUCAGUGGUCAAUGUUUUAUUUCAUUAAAGUCAUCUGAGGCAGUCCGACAGUACCUGAAGUGAUGCAGAACUGUUGGUUUUGAGGGCCCAGGUACAUUUUCAUAUCAUAUGCAAAACAGUAAAAGGAGAGGUUGUGCUUUCCAGAAUUAACAGUUGUAAAUAAGUGAAACCUUUUAAAAGGAGCUGUUUAUGUUUAUAAGUGAAAAUCUGCUGGGUUAUUUACAAUAAUCUAGGCUCACAGCUUCACCGAGGACUUGAAAGAAAAGAAUGCUCUGAGUUGGUUCUGAAACUCCAGACUGUAGAGAGACAAGGAUCAGGAUCCAGUGGGCAGGAAAAUGUUUUAUCAACAAAACUGCCCACACCUUUUUCUCAAGGACAAAUACCACAGUGGUCACGUGAUUUAUGCGAGUUCACAACAAUAAAACAAGACUAAGGUGUGUUGUUAUCACAUUAGAUUUGCUCAAAUCUGGUGGUUGUCCCAUUUACAGCUGCGAAUCAAAUAAACUUUCAAAGUCUUUCAAAGUGCUACAGAUACUUGAAGCCCCCCCUUUCCCCACAGCGCCUCUACAACUGCGUCUUAAAGUGCGAGUGCUGCCAUUCUGCCAACUCUUCGAGAGUUUGCUUUUUAAAACGGCCAUCGAAUGUAGUAUUUUGAUCCAAGUGGCAUUAAAGAUGUCUGUCAAACUAUCAGGAUGAAAACUAAAGUAAUAAUUCUGGGAUUAUUAUGAUUCACAUAAAGGAAAUGUAGUUAAAGGGUUAACUGUGCGCAUAAGACGGGCAGAAACCCAUAGUUUAUUUUUUAUUGGAGUUUGAUAGAUUAAUAUUAAAUUUAAAAAAAGAUCAAGAGAUGAAUCACAAACAUUAUUGACAUUUACGUUCAAGACGUAAAAGGACAGAUGGACAAAAGACAGGUCCUGGACAGUAUCAUGUCCAGGACAUGUCUUUUGUCAUGUACCGGUUCGGUCGAAGACUGGCAAGGCAAGAAGAGUUAUUACGUUUCAGAAAGUAUUUAGCCAGAGGUUAAUGUUCACAGUAUUAAAGUAUUAAAAUCCCCAACAAUGAAACAUUGAUUCGAGUUAACUGUGAAUCAUAUGAAAACUAAAUAUAGUUCUUGUUCAACAAACCAGCGCACAAACAAACAAAAAAGUAAUAUAAAUUGUCUUCCGUGUUUCUAACUUCUUGAUGUCAGAGUAGACUUUAUUUAUGUAUUUUGAGAAAAUCCAACAAGCUGGAGAGUACUUCAUAGUAGUAUAUGCGCCCUUCGUCCGUCCGACUGCGACGGUAGUGAGGUCACACCUGCUUUACGUAUAAAGCUCCGCUCCAUCCGCCCGGGUGUUUACAGAGUGUGUUCAAUUUCAGAGACAGAAAUAGGGGACAGGAGGCGUUCAAGCCACGGGACACCGAGCGUUCGUGGGGCCAUUUUUCCUAUCGUCUUCCUCGCCUUUUGCUUUUACCCCGAAUACUUUUUCCCCUGCCUUGAAAGCAGAGGAGUGAACUCCACGCGAGCCGGCGAGUGACGAACUGUCAGCUGUCGCUCCUUCUAUGAAGGCAGUAGGAGCCCAGUGAUGGCCAGCUUUUACUGAGAAUAAUUCUUUGUUUCUUCAACUUCUACAUAAUAGUCCAACGAUACUUCCUGAGGAGGUCAACAUACAUUGUAGUUCUGGUCUCCAAAAAGGCAACGAGAAGCAACUCUCACACCACUACGGCUGUCUCACAAUUUCAAUUCAUUUCAACUUUUGCUUUUAUUUUUAUUUUUUUCCAACUUCCAUUUAGAGGACACUAUUAUUCAGAAUCACUUAUAAGAUCUGAAUUAUGUCUGCAUAUUUCACAAUCAUAAUAUCUGUAAAAGGAUUUUGGAAUAAGUUUGGAAUAAGUUUCCUGGCCUUGUCACCAAAUCCACUGUUCUCUGUAUUAGGUGUGUUUGCCUAAACACACCUAAGGACUAAAAAGAUUAACUGUGAAAGUAAAUAGUACUAACCAGCCAGAAACAAUAUGUGACAAGUCAGGCUUUAGCCGUUCUGCCGUUGAUGCCAGAUACUGUAACGGGACAAACCAGACCCAAACAGGACACUCUAAAAGAUGACUGUUCUUAUCCCGCCUCCGUCCAAGCAUGGCCCAGAAAUGAAAGUUGUGCAUCAUAUUUCUGAAAUGUAACUAAGUAGUAAGUAAUUAUUAGUAAAGUAACGUAUUACUUCAGAAAAUAAUUCAUCAUUAAAGUAACCGGAUACAUUUGUUCAGGAAUAAUUUAACAAAUUAAAAUGGAUAUUUUUAGUAGGAAAACUAUUUUUUUGCCAGCAUCUAUUUGUUAGUUACUCCCAGUUUUUUGACUAGGCAAGAAUUGUUGACACUUGAUAGGACAAGAAUAGAACAGUUUAAAAAAGGAACUUGUUCAUCUAAAUUUAUCUACAACUGUGUGGGACACUACAGUGGGGGAUAGUGCAAAGCAAGUCAGUGAACACAGUCUGUCAACCCUGUUACCUGGCCGUUGAAACAUUCAUUAACCAUUUACUGAAUUAUUUACUCUUCAGUGGACCAAGCUGCACACCUGUGUAAAGAACAGUAUCUCUGCGUCUCUGUGUCUUUUGUGUGUGUUUAUGGGUGUGUGUGUGUGUGUGUAAAUGGACAUGUAGAAGGAAAUGCGCCUUUGUCUAAGGAAGAAGAAGAAUGCUGUCCUGGCUGCGAUCCUUCUUGCCAGUGGACUGCUUGUCAUUCGACAGUCUAACUUCUUCCCACAUGACGUGCCAAACUCUGAUGAAGUCAUUACAAAUGACUUGUCCUGGGAAACAGACAGACUGGUUAAAAAGGAUUCCUGGGUGGAACAGGGAGGUUACCUGCCUCUCAAUGUCUCAUAUAGGCUGUUGGCCGGAGCACCGUCUCCACAACAGAGGUUUUUGUGCAUUGGAUUGUCGUCAGUAAAAAGGCAACGGGGCAGCUAUUUAGUUACCACCCUGCAGUCUCUCUUCUCCCAGUCGUCUCCUGCCGAGCGCUCGUCCAUGGUGGUGGUGGUGCUGCUGGCAGAUUUCGACGUUGACUGGAGAGUCGCCACAGUGAAGGAAAUCCAAACUACAUUUCCUUCAGAGUUGGAGCAAGGUCAGCUCCUGGUGCUCCAUGUAACUAAGGAGUGGUAUCCAAACACUACAGAUUUGAAGAGGAACUACAACGACGAACCAGACAGGGUGACAUUUCGAUCUAAGCAGAAUGUUGAUUAUUCUUUCCUCAUCCACUACAGCACCAGUCUAGGACAGUACUACCUCCAGCUGGAGGACGACGUGUUGGCGUCCAAAAACUUUCUUACUGCCAUUAAGAAGCAUAUUGUAGAACAGGAUGCAAAGAAGGAGACGUGGGCAAUGCUGGAGUUCUCAGUCUUGGGCUACAUUGGGAAGCUCUACAAAUCAGAGCACCUUCCUCUUCUGGCCCGCUUCCUUUUCCUCUUCUACCAAGAAAUGCCCUGCGACUGGUUGAUGUCUCACUUUAGAGAGCUGCUCACGCAAAAACAGCCCAUCGUCUUCAAACCUUCGCUGUUUCAACACAUGGGCACAUUUUCCUCAUUCAGAGGGCUUUACAACAAGCUUAAGGACAAGUACUUUGACGAGUAUUUGUACACCAACCCUGAAGCAGAGGUUUUCUCAGACAUGUCCAUCUACCAAAAAUACCUACCCCAAAAUGCAUGGGAUCCAGGGGAGGAUUUUUUCUGGGGGCGCGCCCCUGAAGAAGGAAAUUACCUCACAGUGGUUUUCACUGAGCCAACUGUGAUCUCAGGAAUAUUAGUAGAAACGGGGUCGGAUGGAAAAGACCUCCUGGAGUCAGGUGAGGUGCAGCUAGGCCACAGUGUAGCUGACACUGGGAAAGAUGAGAAGAGUUGUCAAGAGUUCCAGUCAGUGGGAACUUUUACCAAGGGGAGGUUUGCGAUAACUGAGUUAGAUAAAAACUAUAGCUCUGCCUCCUCCUGUCUGAGGAUACUGGUCACAGCCAAACAGAGCAAUUGGGUAGUCAUUCGGAAAAUCCGGAUUACAACAGAGCCGAGUGCGACUCCGGCAGGAAUAAAGGAGUGACAUUGUGUUCCUUAGCAGCUUAGGCCCAGACAAAUUGUUUUUCUUUUUAUUCAUGUGUUUUAUUUUGUUUGUUUUUUUAAUCAAUGGAGGUGAAACCAGACAUUCUUUGUCUGAGUACAAACCAAAGAUGUGUUUUUUUAAUUCUUUAUUGUUAACAGUCAUGAAGGAGCAGAACAACCAGCAGACGUUCAUUAGUUAAAGCUGGAAAUUAGUUUCACUUCGUUUGUUAGUUUGAUUGAUUUGUGGAACAUAAAUCACCACUCAAACCAAAUAAUGAAAGAUCGACACAAUGAGUCAUCAAUACUAUCAGUAUGUGAUGAUUCUUUCAACAUGCAGUAGUUUUUCUGAAUGUGUGACGUUGGUGCCUUUUGAACAGUUAAACUGACAAAACAGGAAGUUGUUGCUAAAUCCCAAAGCUGUAAAGCGUCCGGUCUUAUUGAGGAAAUGUUUAACAGAUUUUAAUGUCUUUGCAAAACCGAUAAGCCCUGGUUGUGUUGUGAACUGUCAUGCACAGAGGAUGUCAGUCAUGACAGGGACAAUCUGUGUUGAAUACAUCGAUGGCAGCUAGGAAUGUCAGACAAUGCGGUCAGUCAGAAAAAGCAGAAAUAUCUCACAUAUUUCUGCUUUUGCCUUUUCUAAUGACUUAUAAAGUCUGCCAGCUCAUUCAACAAGGUGCUUAGCAGUAACAAUGUGGCCGGACCAGUAAAAGACCUGAACUGGUUUGUGUUACAGUCAAGGAAACAAAUACAUUUUCUUCAGCUCAGAAUAUCACUAACUACAAACCUAUUGACGACGCACAUUUGACAGGUUUCCACAGUGCCUCUUAAAUUGCUAUUCAUUGUUUGCAGUUGCUAUUAAAGUUAUAUAUUUUUAUUAAUAAAA